GUUGCAAGUAAAUUAAUUAAAAAUAAAUGUUUUUAAAUAUUAUAAAAACCUUUAUGAUCCUUGUUCAGAAAUGUGGUCUCUAUAACAGAAAACAAUAACACAAAGAAAUAACAACCAUGAUGUGUAGAGAAUAAGGUAAAGAAAGCAAAGUGAUGGAGUGAUACAUGCUAGGAUGAUGUGAAUUGUUGCCUCCAAGUUCCCAUAAACCCCAGUGCAACCAGUACUCCUAUUUAAAGCCAUUUAUUUCAUCAAACAAUAAAAAUACUAAUUUUGCAAAUAAAUCAUUAUGUUAAUGUUGGGUAGUUUCUUACAUUUAGUUUAAUACAGUUCGCCUUUUUAGGCAUAGAUGUUGUAUAUUAGUGGUGCAAAUCCCCCCAGAAAUGUAAUGUAAUUACCAAAACCAUCUGCCAUGCUCUAAAAGUAGAACACAUUAACAGUUCCCUGCUGAAACAGGUAAAUCACUCUGAAACAUAUAGUAUGGUAUAGUAAUAACAGACCAUUUCACAAAGGGCUCAUCACUCAUCACAAAACAGCCUCGAGCGUCUCGUGUCUCUACAUGACUGUGUUUGCAUCGCCAUCUAGUGGACAGCCUCCCACUUGCCUCAGUAGACCUCAUACUGUGCAGUAGGUGCUUUUCAUUGUUCCUCCACGGUCAUGUUGCAAGUCUAGGUGAGAUACUACAGGCAAACACAUCGUUUUUUCAAGCACUGGUCAGUUUUGAGAGUGUAGUUUAUUUUGUUAUUUCUUCUUUCAAACUAGUGGAAAGAAAUGAUCAAAAGUAAACAUUUAGGUGUUAAUUUUACUUUUCUAUUUGUGUCUGUAGAUUUCUCCUAAAUGUGUCAAAAUGUAGCUUUAGAAUUUGAAUGUUUGAACAUUUCAGAAAACUUGUAGUACAAAGAAUAAUUGUCUUAUUGUAAGUAAUCAACUGGGGAAGUUUCAUGGUGACAUCUGUUAGUUAACAAUGUUCUACCCUCUUCACCUGUAGUGUCUCCCCUUUAGAGCUGUAUGAGGAGAUAAGUAAACGUGACAUCGCUAAUGGUGAUUGUUUUUUAAAUAUCUCCUCAGUAACAUGAGCAGGUCUGUACAGUUUGUAUGUGACGUGCAGUAGGAGGAGGAAGAAAAUGUCCCCCUUCACCCCCUCUUGACUCUAGUCGGGACCUCAGAGCAGAGGACGCUCAGAAGAAGAAGAAGAAGAAGAAGAAGAAGAUGAAGAAGCUGGUGGUGUUUUUGCUCUGCAUGGUCCUGCUGACCAUCUACACAGAUGCUAACCCCAUCAUCAAGGAGAGCUUUGCUAAGCAGCUGCUCCGCAGCAAGAGGCAGGAGCGACCGAUGAAGGCCGGCCACCCCGAUGAGCCGAUGAGGGAGCAUCUGCUCCACAUGCAGGCUCUGGAUCAGAGGGCCCAGGAGACCAACCUGGAGCAUUGGCUCAACCCUCACUGCUACCCUCGCUGUGACAGGAACUACGGACACCCCGUCUGAUCCUGUAAAGGUCCAGAGGCCACAACACGGACAUGGCAACAAUGAAAACUUUUGAAAGAUAAAAGGAUGGACACUCUCUCUCUCUCUCUCUCUCUCUCUCUCUCUCUCUCUCUCUCUCUCUCUCUCUCUCUCUCUCUCUCUCUCUCUCUCUCUCUCUCUCUGUCUCUCUCUCUCUCUCCCUCUCUCUCUCUCCCU
Messenger RNA from Cottoperca gobio, 1674 nucleotides. RefSeq names its product chromosome 1 C17orf67 homolog (gene c1h17orf67). The transcript has 4 exons. The record is from RefSeq and is a predicted model, not a curated record. The coding region runs from base 1207 to 1479 and encodes 90 amino acids. NCBI's taxonomy places the organism in Eukaryota, Metazoa, Chordata, Actinopteri, Perciformes, Bovichtidae.